Molecule: messenger RNA, 628 nt
Organism: Limulus polyphemus (Atlantic horseshoe crab)
Lineage: Eukaryota; Metazoa; Arthropoda; Merostomata; Xiphosura; Limulidae
Product: pre-rRNA-processing protein TSR2 homolog
Exons: 5
Coding region: 12-524 (170 amino acids)
Biological process (GO): maturation of SSU-rRNA from tricistronic rRNA transcript (SSU-rRNA, 5.8S rRNA, LSU-rRNA)
Cellular component (GO): nucleus
Source: RefSeq, a predicted model, not a curated record
GCAGUCAUAAGAUGUCGCUUCACGCCAAAAUGGCAAGUGAGAGCGUGUUCCACGCUGCUGUUCGAACGAUUUUUACUAAUUGGACGGCUCUUCAACUUGCUAUUCAACAUGGGAUGGGAGGACCUUAUGCUAGAGAAAAAGAAAGAUGGCUUGCUGAUGCUGCCGUUCAAUACUUUCAUGAUAAUGUAGACUUGCAACCAGAUGAAGUGGAGGAAUUCAUCAAUGACAUUUUAAACAAUGAAUUUGACACAAUAGCAGAUGAUGGCAGUGUAGAAGAGAUAUCAAGAAAGCUGUGCCAGUUCCAUCGAUGGUGUCAAGAAGGUCACGAAUCUCUCGUUUUGGAGAAUCUUCCAAAAUCGUGUACUACACGGACUGGAACCAAUAGUUCUCAGUGUGUCACAGAACAAAUGCAAAACCUCAGUCUGGAACACACGACUAACGAUGCUCCAACAGAGUCAACUCCAGACUCCGAGACCCCAUUGGAAGAAGGAUGGACCGUAGUAAGGAGAAGUAAGAACAGAUAAGGUUGCAUUAUAUGACAUAAUUGUAAUUUUCUUUUUUUUUAACUGCUAUUGUGUAAAUACUUUCUGAAAUACUAUGAAGAAUAAAGUUGUACACAUUAUUUUAA